GGGGUGAUGAUAAAUAAGAGGGGAUAGAUAGAUGUAUCUUGACUUCUUUCUACUCUAUACACGAGCAAGACAAUCAGAAGCAGCUCCAAAAUAAAUUGCAAGACAACGACAUCAUGGGUACUCAAAUCCGCACCGCUCUCAAGGUCGACACAAACACCCCUGCUGAAAAACAGCCGUAUCUACACAAUCGCUGGCAUCCUGAUGUCCCCUUCGUCGGUACAAUCCGCAACAACGAAACCGUCAAGAUCGAAUGUCUCGACUGGACAGGCGGGCAAAUCCAGAACAACGACUCAGCCGACGACGUACUGAACGUCGAUCUCAGCAAAGUGCACUAUCUCUCUGGCCCCUUUGAAAUUGAAGGUGCGGAACCGGGUGAUGUUGUCUGCGUCGAGAUUCAGGAUGUUCAACCCUUUGAAGACCAGCCGUGGGGGUUUUCGGGGGUGUUCCACAAGGAGAAUGGUGGUGGAUUCUUAGAUGAGAUUUAUCCUCAUGCAGCAAAAGCGAUCUGGGACUUUGAAGGCAUCUACUGCACCUCCCGACACAUCCCCGGUGUCAAAUUCGCCGGUCUAAUCCAUCCCGGUAUCCUGGGUUGUGCUCCCUCAGCCGAAAUUCUGGCAGAAUGGAACCGUCGCGAGGCAGAACUAAUCUCCGAAAAGGCUGCAGGUGGUUCAACGCGAACAGUCGCAAAUCCUCCCUUGACAACCAAUGCACACGCGGGUUCCGCUGACGCAGCCACUGCUGCUAAGAUUGCAGCUGAAGGUGCGCGAACCGUUCCAGGGAGACCGGAACAUGGUGGGAAUUGCGAUAUUAAGAAUCUGUCGAGGGGGAGUAAAGUGUAUCUGCCGGUGCAUGUUCCGGGGGCAAAGUUUAGUGUUGGUGAUUUGCAUUUUUCGCAAGGCGAUGGCGAAAUCUCAUUCUGCGGUGCAAUCGAAAUGGCCGGCGUAAUCACAGUAAAAUGCACAGUCAUGAAAAACGGCCAAAAACAACUCGGUAUGGUUAAUGGGAAAUCCCCUAUAUUCAUUCCUGGUCCUGUGCAGCCUCAAUUCGGGCCUGGUAGGAUGCUAUACUUUGAGGGCUUCUCCGUCGACGAAAAUGGGAAACAGCAUUUCCUCGACGCAACUGUAGCCUAUCGUCAAAGUUGUCUUCGCAUUAUCGAGUAUUUGCGUCGAUAUGGAUAUGACGAUUAUCAGAUAUAUUUGCUUCUGAGCGCGGCUCCUAUUGAGGGACAUAUUGCCGGUAUCGUAGACAUUCCGAAUGCUUGCACAACCAUUGGUUUGCCCAUGGAUAUCUUCGAGAUGGAUAUCAGACCCGAGACGCCAGCUAAAAAGGUUGAUAUGCGUCUGGCUCCUGUGUCAAAGAAGUAGAUGCUAAAACUCUGUAGAGUGGUUAUGAGAAUAAGACAAGAUUGCUAUUAGUAUGUAUAUGCUGAAAAUCAAUGAGACAAGGAAUUAAAUAGUAC
Talaromyces stipitatus ATCC 10500 is the source of this 1459-nucleotide messenger RNA. RefSeq names its product formamidase FmdS. The transcript is spliced from 7 exons. The coding region runs from base 114 to 1364 and encodes 416 amino acids. Lineage: Eukaryota; Fungi; Ascomycota; Eurotiomycetes; Eurotiales; Trichocomaceae. The record is from RefSeq and is a predicted model, not a curated record. Gene Ontology annotation, molecular function: hydrolase activity, acting on carbon-nitrogen (but not peptide) bonds, in linear amides.